Messenger RNA from Eupeodes corollae, 791 nucleotides. RefSeq lists its product as uncharacterized. Lineage: Eukaryota; Metazoa; Arthropoda; Insecta; Diptera; Syrphidae. The coding region runs from base 46 to 729 and encodes 227 amino acids. The record is from RefSeq and is a predicted model, not a curated record. The transcript is spliced from 3 exons.
ACACUUUGCAAGUCCGCAAAACGUUGACCCUUAUCUUAUGGCUUGAUGGGUAAAAUCUUUAGGUUGGGAGUAGGUAUAAAAGAUGGAAUCAUUUUUUGGUUUUUCUGGAGUCUUUGGUUGAUGGUCAGCUUGAAUAUGACGAGGUUUUCUUUGAUAUUGACAACAGCUCUGUUGUUCGGUGUUCUCGCGAUGGUAACGGGCAGGUCCGUUGAAAGCGAGAAGCUUUUACCAGGCGAGGAAUUUGAGCUGGAUGCUGGUAUUGGCGCAGGUCAGGACGACGACGACGAUGAGUUUGAGGAAGAAGGCCGUUCCUAUAGCAUGUCCCCAAGUACUAGUGCAUCGAUUGAAUCAAUUUUCAAACAAAUUAUGAACUUGAUGAAGGGCGGAGAUAGCAGUGAUCAACAGACUCUAUUAAUCAUUCCGAUUAACGGUGGUGGAGGCGGUGGUGGUGGAUACUAUGGCGGCGGUGGUGGUGGCGGUGGCGGUGGAGGUGGUGCUAUUUCGGAUGAUAUUGCUGCAGAGGCUAUAGCACAGGCAGUAGUACCUGAAAUUAUCAAUCAAGCAAUUAGUAACGCGAAUACAGACGCAACACGAAGGAGACGACGACGACGCCGCCGUCGCCCAUCAUCAGGUAGCAGCAAUCGGAUCAGAGUUAGCCCAAAUAGAAGGCGUAGACCAAAUAAUGGUCGCCGCGUAUUUGUUGUUCGUGAUCCGGAGGAAAACCAAUGAGAAUUUUAAUUGAUCAAAAGUUGAGAACCCUUGAGAAAUAAUAAAAUCAUAAAGUGAAUUAA